Molecule: messenger RNA, 1512 nt
Organism: Trypanosoma rangeli
Lineage: Eukaryota; Euglenozoa; Kinetoplastea; Trypanosomatida; Trypanosomatidae
Product: putative DNA topoisomerase II
Exons: 1
Coding region: 1-1512 (503 amino acids)
Biological process (GO): proteolysis
Molecular function (GO): metallocarboxypeptidase activity
Source: RefSeq, a predicted model, not a curated record
AUGCAGGCAUACAAGGAACUUGAGCAACUAUUUACAAAACUCUAUCGCUAUGAACAUCUUUAUUCGCUUGCUGCGUGGGACGCCCGUGUAAUUAUGCCUCCAAAGGGUGAUGAGGCACGUGGAGCCGCAAUGGGUGAGCUUCGUGUGCAUAUGCAUGAUAUUAUCACCGAUGCCAAGGUGAGAGCACUGCUUGAAAAAGCUGAAAAGUCAGCGGGAGAUUUUGAUGAUCUAAGGCGUGCCAACCUUCGUGAGAUGCGUCGCGUCUGGCAGUUGGAAAAUCUUCUUUCUGGGGACUUUGUCGAGCGCAAAGCGAUUCUUACAACAAAGGCCGAAGAAGUAUGGAAAAAGUGCCGCGCGGAGAAUAACUUUGUCGGAUUUCUUCCGACAAUGAAGCAGCUGGUUGAGCUGUGCCGCGAGGAGGGGAGACUGCGUGCCGGGAGCUCCGGCAAGCAUCCGUAUGAGGCCUUGGUGGAUCUCUAUGAGCCCGGCAUGACGCUUCAACGCCUGGACGAGGUAUUUGGCUACGUCAAGUCGUGGCUGCCUGGGCUUCUGAAGGAGGUGCAGGCGAAGCAGAAGAAACUUUACGAAAACGUUGUGGAGCCCAAGGGGCCGUUUCCGGUGGUAACGCAGGAGGCACUGGGCCGUUUUUUUAUGGGUGUGUGGAAGUUUGACUUUGAUGGUGGCCGGCUGGACGUCAGUGCGCACCCGUUUUGUGGGAACUCAAAGGAAGACGUGCGCAUCACCACAAACUACCGCGAAAACGAAUUUGUGACGAGCCUGAUGGGUAUCAUCCAUGAAACAGGGCACGCUAAGUAUGAGCAGAAUUGCGGACCCGCAGGAUUUGAGACUCAGCCAGUUCGUGAGGCACGUUCACUUGGUAUUCAUGAGAGUCAGUCGCUGUUUGCAGAAAUGCAAAUUGGCCGUUCUGCUGCCUUCAUGGAGUUUCUUGCUCCCAAGCUUGUGGAAUACUUUGGCGAUCAACCUGCCUUUACCCCUGCCAAUAUGAAGAGGGUGUCACAGCGCGUUUCCCCUGGCUUCAUCCGCAUUGAUGCUGACGAGCUUUCCUAUCCGCUGCAUGUUAUCCUGCGUUAUGAGCUUGAGCGCGACCUAAUGGAUGAAAAGAUGGAGGCAGAGGAUCUACCGAGGGCAUGGAAUGAAAAGAUGAAGAGCUACCUUGGUCUGGAAACUCUUGGUAACGACAAGGAAGGAUGCCUGCAGGAUAUUCAUUGGGCAGAAGGUACGUUUGGAUACUUCCCGACGUACCUUAUUGGAGGAAUGGUGGCAGCACAGCUGAUGAACUCGAUCCGGAAGGAGCUUGGUGAGGAGGUCGUGGAGGAUUGCAUCCGCAAAGGUGAACUUGACAAGCUUCUUGAGAAGCAGAAGGAGAAGAUUUGGCGGCACGGUUCCUCACUGACGACUGAUGAGCUGCUCAAGCAGGCCACCGGAGAAACCCUGAACCCCAAAUACUACCGUAUGCAUCUGGAGCGCCGCUACCGCGACGACAAAGGAUAA